AGCAUCGGUUCCAGUUCCUUUGCCUUGGACCUUUUCCUUUGGCCCCUUCUCCUCUCCCAUCGAUACCAUCCUACUCCCAUGUUUCUUCCUCUGUUUCAACAAAUUCACAUUGCAAGGGAACGUUUAGGUUUACCUCAACUACUAUUUAAACCCACUUUGAUUCUCUCUCACCCUGAAUUAAUAACAGUCAUCUUCUAUUUCCUUAUAAACUACAUCUCUCUUUCUCUCCGCUGAAACUAAAACCCUACACCACCCAAGAAUUACGCGUAUUCAUCAUCAUUAAUGGAAGACAGUGUUAAAGAGAAGAGACCCAAGUUCUGCAUCAAUGACCACGUAGACAUUCUUUUGGAAAUCCUGAAACGACUCGACGGCCGCUCUCUCUGUGUUUCUGCCUGCGUCUGCCGUCUCUGGUGCACCAUUGCCCGCAACGACUCUCUCUGGGAACAUCUGUGCUUCCGCCACGUUUCCCCUCCUCCCUCCUCUGGCGUCCGCCCCGUCGUCGUGGCUCUCGGUGGCUACAAGAGGCUGUACAUGGUGUGCGUGCGGCCCGUGCUGAGUCGACUGGGCCGAUUGAGGCUUGCUGGUGACUCGGACCGGGUCAGGAGGGUGUGGACUCGGGAUGAGGUCCAGCUCUCGCUCUCUCUGUUCUGUGUUGAUUAUUAUGAGAGACUUGGGAGACUCGGUGGUGGCGGGGAUGCGUCCGGAUCGUCUCUCAUGUUCCUCUGCAAGCCUGUUAAUGUUUGAUUUGUUGACUCUUUUUUUUCUUAGACUUGUUCGUUUGAUUGAUUGGUUAGUGCUUGAGCAACAGCGAUUUCAUGGUGGUCAGUCCCGCACAAUAAAAAAAAAUGAAGAGUGGGAUUUUAGGAUAUGCUAGUAAACCACACAUUAGCAUUCGACCAAAAUAUUCAUUAAAAAAAAUUAAUUAAUUAAUUUGUGUGUAGUCUAGAUUUUAUGGAAUAACAUGGGAACGGUUGUGUUUGUAUAGUCAA
Messenger RNA from Populus nigra (black poplar), 989 nucleotides. Its product is annotated as F-box protein SNE. The coding region runs from base 283 to 744 and encodes 153 amino acids. The record is from RefSeq and is a predicted model, not a curated record. The transcript has a single exon. Gene Ontology annotation, biological process: regulation of gibberellic acid mediated signaling pathway; gibberellic acid mediated signaling pathway. Lineage: Eukaryota; Viridiplantae; Streptophyta; Magnoliopsida; Malpighiales; Salicaceae. Gene Ontology annotation, molecular function: protein binding. Gene Ontology annotation, cellular component: SCF ubiquitin ligase complex.